Paramormyrops kingsleyae is the source of this 2500-nucleotide messenger RNA. Its product is annotated as apoptosis facilitator Bcl-2-like protein 14. Gene Ontology annotation, biological process: regulation of extrinsic apoptotic signaling pathway. The record is from RefSeq and is a predicted model, not a curated record. Lineage: Eukaryota; Metazoa; Chordata; Actinopteri; Osteoglossiformes; Mormyridae.
AAUAGUGUUACGGGAUGCGUUCGUCAUUUGUCAGCUGACCGGCUGAACUCUGUAGCACCUAGGCGCAGAGUAGCACUAGUGGUUCCUGGAAAGUGUCGGGCUCAGUAAGGCUCAGCGUUAAAGUGUCGCUGGAAUAGAGAUCAGGACGGAGCUCCAAACGCCCCCCUGGCUGUAACUGCGGUAACACUAGUACCUCGAAUGUAUCCACGCGAUUAUCUAUUAAUUUUAAAUUCCUCUUCAAUCGACGUGGUCUUUUAACAGUGUUUGCAGUUUCAUUUGGUUUUUUGUGCCGGGCUAAUGGAUGCUGAAGAGGGACUUGAACAUACCAUGGAAUACAAGGUUCUCAAGGCCUAUAUGAAAAGGAGGAGACCAGAGGGCACCAAACUGGAGAGUGCAGACCAUGAUAUUCAAAAGCCUUCCUCCAAGAUGGUGAAAAAGUGUAAGAUAAUGAAGUUCUUCAGCUGUGUACACCCACAAACAGAGGAGUUGGACUCAAGGCCCAAGAAGGACGGAAGAGUCAUUGAAUUUAGAUGCCUAAAUGGUGACGAUGGAGCUGUGGAAGUCGCUGAUCGACUGAUGAAGAUUGCGGAUUCUGUGCCCGUUGCCUGUAUAGAGAACGUUGAGUCGGACAUUGAGUCGGAUGGCCCUGAAGGUGAUGACCGCAACCCAACUCUACCCUAUCCAGACGAUGUCAUCCAGGAAAUUGUGGAACUAUUGAAAGAGUCCGGUGACAAACUCGAUAAGGAAGUGAAGAAUAACAAGCGUUUGGCCGAGAUACAAAAGAGUUUUGACUACAACAUCUUCAAAAAAGUGACUGACACGUUCCUCCAGAACAUGGGGUUCUAUGGCAAUCUCAAAAAUCAGAAGGCCAAGAUUGCCCUCGCGUUUGAGGUCACCAGCAGGCUGACUGCUAUGGACAACCAUCCCAUGAACCGGGUGCUUGGUUUUGGCGCUAAGUACCUGCAGGAGAACCACUCCACUUGGAUCCAGCAGCAUGGAGGCUGGGACAACGCUUUUGACAGCAACGAAGACGAUGAAGUUCACUGAGGAGGAUUGUUUUUUUUUUUUUUUCUUCCCGUUUUUAGGGAUUUUAAUUCUUUUUUUUGAACGAAGUUCUGCAUAUGUUGCCACCUAUGGGCUUGCUGUAUAGUUGACUUCUCAGGGUUCCGAGUUGACAAUACUGGAAAAACUCUCAUUUUUCAGUUUUUUUCCAAAGGUUUCUAGAGAGAGUGACUACUGGUUCAUUAAGUAAAUCCAUGCCAUAUUUCCUAUAGUUAAAGGGCAACAGCCAAUUGUCAGUCUGAUAUUAAUGAGGGGAAGAAAAUCCUGCUAUUAACAAUAGACUGAAUAAGGCUGUGGUAGCAACAUUCACAACAUCCAGGACCUCAAGAGCAUCACAAAUAGGAACAUACAUGCUUUUGAAUAGUUUCUAUCUCUUCUAAAGCACUUAAAAGGCGUACUUUCAUGCAUUCAUAGCACAUUUGAAUGUUUGCAUUUCCUACCAUAAGUCCUCUGUCACAGGCAAAACUCUUCGCCCUAAAACAAUGGUUUGUAUGACACAUAGUGCUCAUACCUGACAUUCCACUGGUUUAACAAUAUGAGCUGUAGGACAGUGCAGUGACUGAAGAGAACGUAUGGGUUAUGGCUGUGGUAUUUGAUGUUUUGAAAACUGCUUACUUGUGACCUGAGAUCACUGUGAAUUGCCUCAAAGCAUCUCGCCUCAUCGGUGGUCCAGACCACAUCUGUGCUGUCAGUGUCAUAACAUCUGUCUUUAAGAGUGCACUUCACCUUGAAUAUGGUUCCACACCUCCUGCCAUGGGAAUGCACCUAUAUGCACAACACCAUCAUCAAAUGGUCAAACCCUGUUACCCCAGGAUGCAAGUGGCUGCCAUUGAGAAAUGCAUUCUGCAUUGGCCUGGAAAGAAGAUUCUACCUCACGCAGACCUCUGCUCUCUCCGUUAGGUUGCGUGUCAAACCAGCUUUUCAACUAUGGGCUUGCUGGUUGUGGAGGUGAACAAUCAUUUACAUUAGAAUCCUGUCAGUCUUGAAUGAGUCUAUCAAAGAUGUUUAGUGUCCUGCGAUGUCUACUGGUUUGAUCUGAAUAGUGACACUUUGAUGUAUUUAAAUACCUUUUAUAAUUUAAAUUUGAUAACUGUUCUGUGAAAUAUUUAAAGAAUGAAAAUUCUCUUGUAAAUACUGUGUUUCAAUGUAUGAAUUUACAUUACGGUGUGACUGUGUGUACUUGUGGGUGUGUAUGCUGAAAACUGAAACUUAAAGUUAUGUUUGCUUACUGUAAUCAGCCAUUAGCCAUUAACGGUGCUCUUUCAAUCAUCGUCAUCACUCUCCCAGGGCUCUGGACUUGUGCUCCAACCCCAGAUUUGGAUUCUUUUUUCCAUUUUUAAGUGCUGGUGAUAAACUAUUUGUCAUAGUAUUUUCUACUUAAAAUUAGAACUGAAAUGAAACUACUCUCGCUCUCUAAAAUAUAAUUCAAAACCUGAAA